AACCGGAAAUUGUGUUCCUGUUCCUGCGGCGGCCAAUAUGGCGGCUGAGACAAAUGAGAAUGAUUAUUUUGUGAGGGAAAUAGAGAAAAAUGACGGUUGUACCUUAAAGGUAAAGCAGUGCUACUUGGGAGACGUUGGCUGUGUUGUCUGGGAUGCUGCUAUCGUUCUUUCAAAAUAUUUAGAGACGAAACAAUUUUACGAGCCGUCUUCAGGAGUAAACGCGUGGGCAGACAGGAAGGUGCUGGAGCUCGGAGCCGGGACUGGAGUUGUUGGUUUGAUGGCUGCAACCCUGGGAGCUCAAGUCACUGUGACAGACCUGGAAGAUUUGCAGACUUUAUUGAGGCUGAACAUCCAGGAAAAUUGGGCACUUGUCAAUAGCGGAUCAAUUACUGCAAAGGUACUGAAAUGGGGUGAAGAUGUGUCUGAAUUCCUGCCGCCUCCACAUUAUAUCCUCAUGGCAGACUGCAUUUAUUAUGAGCAGUCUGUCGUUCCUCUGGUGGAGAGCUUGAAGCAGCUCUCUGGACCGGAGACCUGCAUCAUCUGCUGCUAUGAGCAACGCACAGAGGGUGUGAACCCAAAAGUGGAAAAGCGUUUUUUUGAGUCUUUACAGAUUUUGAGAAUACAAGGAGACUUGGCUGAUGUGGAAUCACAGACUACAUGAUUUUUCAGUCCAACUUAAGCCAUCUGAACGCAUCAAACUCUUGUGCAAACUCUGGUGAGGGCAACAGUUUGAAGAGUACACAAACAUACCAGUUGGUGGGGGUAACGCAUCAAUGGCUGUUGGCUAUCAUUAUUUUCAAAUGCCCAUUACCUCCUGUCAUCUUCUGAUGCUUUUUCAGUGUCCUGCCCUCUCUUUUUCAUUGGGUGUUGUCAAAACGUGUUUGCAGUUGGGUAGGUAGUAGUGGUGUAAAGGUACGUGUAUUCAUACCAUACUGAUUC
Messenger RNA from Cheilinus undulatus (humphead wrasse), 939 nucleotides. It is a transcript of the gene vcpkmt, whose product is annotated as valosin containing protein lysine (K) methyltransferase. The transcript has 5 exons. Lineage: Eukaryota; Metazoa; Chordata; Actinopteri; Labriformes; Labridae. Gene Ontology annotation, cellular component: cytoplasm; cytosol. The coding region runs from base 38 to 661 and encodes 207 amino acids. The record is from RefSeq and is a predicted model, not a curated record. Gene Ontology annotation, molecular function: protein-lysine N-methyltransferase activity. Gene Ontology annotation, biological process: peptidyl-lysine methylation.